UGUCUGAUUAGCUUGCAUGCACCUUUUUGUGAUUCGUGUUACUUGUCAUAACAAACAUGAGGUACAAAAUGAUGAAUAACAUGUUGCAAGGUUUUUACAACAAGCAACAUAGCAAAAUGAGAGGUUUAUACAUAGAUGGAUUAAUGGAUUAUAAUUGGGAUACAAAGUUGGUGAUUAUAAGAGUAGACCAUUCUUGGGUUUUGAAGUUUAUGGCUCGUGCAACAAUAUUAGCAUUGGUAAUUGUUUCUUUACCUUGGAUUAAUACGAUAAUUGGGUACUUAUCAUCGCGAUACGAGUCUAAUUAUGCUUAUCAAGUUGAUCAUGAGAUGGUUUAUAAUCCAAUUAAGUUGGAGUUUUUGCCUAUGAUUUUUCAAGAUUUGGCUAAUGAAAGACUUAUAAGAAUGGGUGAUAGGUCCCUUCUUGUUAGCAAUGGCAAUGAGGAAGAAAUUUAUAAUUCUCAAGUUGUUAAAGAUUAUAAUCCUAAUUUGAUUUCAUUUUCAGAUUCUACGCAACAAAAUCUUGUCCCUAAUGAAACUUUUGAUUUUGUUUUGGCCUAUGGUUAUCCUCAAUUAUCAAAUUUUAUUGAAAGAGCUUUGAAAGUUGGUGGUAUUCUAGUUGUACCACUAAGUGACAAUCCUUUGGUUGAUGAAUUUCCACAUCCAUCAAAUUACAAGAUUGUCUAUGUUAGAAAAUUUGAUUCAACUAUUGUAGCCAUGAAGAAAAUAAAGAAUGCCUCUAUCAACUCUUCUACGCGGCGACUUCUUGAAACUAAUACAGAAAAGGUGUCUGGUUCGAGCUUUGGGAACAGAAAGGUUUUUAAUAAGGAACCAAGUGCGAAAAAGGCAGCACUAAAGAAACUAGAAGAUGUACUACUUGAACCACCAAGAGCAGCAUCAGGAAAAUCGAGUAGAUAUUUAAAAAAGACACAUUUUUUACCUGAUUUAAUGGGGGUUUCCCUAGAGAGUUACCCAAGAAGGGUGUUCAUUGAUGUUGGUUUACAAGAAAAGAAUGAAAAAUCAAGUGAUAAUUAUCAUUCUGCUUGGUUUACAAAGCAUUAUCCAACAAGAAACACAAAAUUUGAGAUGUUCAAGAUUGAGACUAUAAAUGAAGAAUCAAGUGGAAAAGAGAUACCAUUGAGUACUAUUAACAUGUCUGAUUGGUUACAAAAAAAUGUAAAAGAAAAUGAGUAUGUGGUAAUGAAGGCAGAGGCUGAUGUGGUUGAAGAAAUGGUGAACAAUAAAAGUGUUAAGUUGAUUGAUGAACUUUUCUUGGAAUGUAAACAUCAAGGAAUUAAAAAAAGUGAUAAGAAAAAUAGGAGGGCAUAUUGGGAAUGUUUAUCAUUGUAUGGAUUGUUGAGAGAUGAAGGUGUUGUUGUGCACCAAUGGUGGGGUUGAUGACUACGACAACAAUAAU
Molecule: messenger RNA, 1413 nt
Organism: Solanum verrucosum
Lineage: Eukaryota; Viridiplantae; Streptophyta; Magnoliopsida; Solanales; Solanaceae
Exons: 2
Coding region: 57-1394 (445 amino acids)
Source: RefSeq, a predicted model, not a curated record